AUUAUAAUAUUGUUACUAUUGUGUGUAUAUACAUGUGAACUGUGAAGUGCUCACACGAUCGUUUCUAGCGCUUCUCCUCUAUUCUUCUUCGCUCUCACUCUCUGGGUGUUCACUUAUAUUUGAACAUGGCUGAGGCUGCACCUGUUGUUUCAAGUGAUGAAUUGUUGGAAUGGCCAAAGAAGGACAAACACAGGAUGUUACAUGCCGUUUAUCGUGUCGGUGACCUUGAACGCACCAUCAAGUUUUACACAGAAUGUUUUGGGAUGAAGCUGUUGAGGCAUAGAGAUAUUCCAGAAGAAAAAUACUCUAAUGCCUUUCUUGGAUUUGGUCCAGAAGAGUCUCAUUUUGUAGUGGAGUUAACAUACAACUAUGGAGUGGAUAAAUAUGACAUUGGAACGGGCUUUGGACAUUUUGCUAUUGCAAGUCCAGAUGUUUACAAAUUGGUUGAAGAAAUAAAGGCCAAGGGUGGGAAUGUCACACGGGAACCUGGUCCUGUUAAAGGUGGAACGACAGUCAUUGCUUUCGUGAAAGAUCCUGAUGGCUACCUUUUUGAGCUUAUCCAAAGAGGUCCUACUCCUGAACCACUCUGCCAAGUAAUGCUACGUGUGGGUGAUCUUGAUCGCUCUAUCAAGUUCUACGAGAAGGCCUUGGGAAUGAAACUGUUGAGGAAGAUCGAUAAUCCGGAGUACAAGUUCACUCUAGCAAUGAUGGGAUAUGCUGCUGAAGAUCAGACGACGGUUCUGGAGUUGACAUAUAACUAUGGUGUGACUGAAUACACCAAAGGAAAUGCAUAUGCCCAGAUUGCUAUCAGUACCGAUGAUGUGUACAAAAGCGCUGAAGUUGUCAACUUCGUUACACAAGAGCUUGGAGGGAAGAUAACUCGACAACCUGGACCGAUUCCGGGACUCAACACUAAGAUUACCUCCUUUUUAGAUCCAGAUGGCUGGAAAACAGUUCUUGUUGACACUGAAGAUUUUCUGAAGGAACUGCAUAAGAAAGAGUAAUGGCGGGAGUGAAAAAGCUUUCUCGAGUGAUGCUUCAAGCAUGCAAAUCUUGAUGUCUCUCUAAUAUGAAUAAGUUUGUUGUAUUAUCUAUAUGAAUAAGUGUGUCAGUAUUAGCAACCAUCAUGGCUGUUCUGGACAUUUUGACUACUUACAAACUUUGGUGGUGUUGUAUUAUCUAUAUAAUAUUGAAGUGGGUGCUUAUAUAUUAUUAUUGUUCUAUUUUUGGUA
Messenger RNA from Cornus florida, 1232 nucleotides. RefSeq names its product lactoylglutathione lyase GLX1-like. The record is from RefSeq and is a predicted model, not a curated record. The transcript has 9 exons. The coding region runs from base 126 to 1004 and encodes 292 amino acids. Gene Ontology annotation, molecular function: metal ion binding; lactoylglutathione lyase activity. Gene Ontology annotation, cellular component: cytoplasm. Lineage: Eukaryota; Viridiplantae; Streptophyta; Magnoliopsida; Cornales; Cornaceae.